AUGUCGGGAACUCCGAAGAGCGUCGCUGCAUCUUUGAUGCAAAAAACUCUUGAUCGGCAGGCGUCUUUAGCGCGGAUGAGACUGCACUUUACAAAGAAACAAGUUGAGCAAAUUCUGGUGAAAUGCAUUAGAAAUAAAAACACUGGGCCUUACCUGGAAUUGGUAAAAGUUUUAAGAGAUUAUCCUUUGAAUGAGGAAAACUUUAGGAUAGUGUUUGAUGAUAGCCUGUCUUGUGUUGUGCUGUUGGGGCGGGAGCUUACAAAAUAUGUGGACAUAGUGUGUAGUAUUGAGUGGUUGGACAGGAGUGAGGAGUUGGUGGACCUGUACAGGACAUUUGUGCUGAACCUGGUCACGGCUCACACCUACCACUGCCCCAUAGUCAUGAUGCGGCUAGUCACACUAUUCAAAGGAGAUGGAGAAAACUGGGAAGAUAAUCCACCUUCUGAACUUCUUAUCAAAUGGUCUCAUGUACACGAUAUUAUAGGACGGAUAGUCGCCAUAAUGCCUAUGACAAGUGAUCUUCUAAUGCACAUAAUGAUAGAACAGUUUCCGUACUACAAGGCAGGGUGCUACACAAACAGAGCAUAUAUAUACAAUCUCAUAUGGAUGAGCAAGUACCUCCCUUCCCUCCGAGAACAGAUCAUGACUGCUGUUAUUAAUAAAAUGAUAAGUAUGGACGUAAAUAUCGCAGAAUAUGAAAAAACCAAAUCGGACACAAUGUUUGACAUGGACAUAGAUUGCCAGGACGAAGUAUCAAUUACCCUGGAUUAUUGUAUGCUGGAGGUCCUCAAAUGGCUGGAGGAUGAAAGGGAACCCAUCAUGAACAUCCUAUGCACUGUCUUCGAGAGGAUCAUCUUACCUACAUAUGGCAUAAGACAUGUCCAGUUCCUACUUCUAUACACAAUAUCAAUAAAUCAGCAAUGUGCCGACCGUGUGCUAGACAAUCUAUGGACCAUAGCCGCUGGUCUCCAAGGCAUAGGACCAGGUGCCCUUACCACAAGGAAAACUGCUGCCAGUCAUUUAGCAGGACUACUCGCUCGUUGUGUACGAGUCCCUAACACAAGACUUAUUAAGUAUUUAAAGAGUAUGGCAGAAUGGUGUCACUCUUACAUCUCCGCCACUCAGGAGUCAACUGCAGCGUGCGACAAUACCAAAGCCCACGGCGCAUUCCACGCUAUUUGCCACGCGAUUUUCUACCUUGUGGCUUUCAAACAUCAUUUGUUGUUUACGAGUAAAGAAAAUGUGAACUUCGUGGAAUCAUUAAACUUGCCACGUUUGGUGACGUGUGCACUGAAUCCGCUUCGCACGUGUCCCCCUCAAGUCACGAGGGCGUUUUCUUCCAUCACGAGGUCUCAUCAAGUCGUGUACUGCCAGGGCAUCAUUGAGAAGAAUGCGCGACAUACGCUGCAGUCGACAACUGUGCAACAAUACGACGAGUGGUUCCCCUACGAUCCAUAUAAUUUGCCUAUAUCCGGUAAAAUAAUAUGGCCGUUAUGUAUAGACUACAAGGACUGGCUGAAAGAAGGUGAUGAUGAAACUCAGUACUCAUCUAUGAAGAGGAAAUUAGAAGAAGACGAUGAUUAUUUAGUCAUGGCCAGCCCCACGCAAAGGCUAGCUACCUCAUUGUCCCACGGUAUCUCACCAGGUUUCAGAACUAGUGAGAAUAUAUUUAUAUAA
This is a messenger RNA of Spodoptera littoralis (African cotton leafworm), 1677 nucleotides long. NCBI's taxonomy places the organism in Eukaryota, Metazoa, Arthropoda, Insecta, Lepidoptera, Noctuidae. The record is from the annotation of a GenBank genome assembly.